Triticum dicoccoides is the source of this 918-nucleotide messenger RNA. RefSeq names its product NADH dehydrogenase [ubiquinone] iron-sulfur protein 3. NCBI's taxonomy places the organism in Eukaryota, Viridiplantae, Streptophyta, Magnoliopsida, Poales, Poaceae. The coding region runs from base 1 to 864 and encodes 287 amino acids. The transcript has a single exon. Gene Ontology annotation, molecular function: NADH dehydrogenase (ubiquinone) activity. The record is from RefSeq and is a predicted model, not a curated record. Gene Ontology annotation, cellular component: respiratory chain complex I.
AUGCUCUGUAUAAUACUUUUCCCCGAGCGAUGGUUUAGCGGAUUCGGAAUUGUAACCAAGCAUCCUGAGUUCUAUACCCGAUUCAACACUAGAGCAUGCAGCCGAUCCUGGAUACAUAACUCUAAAAAGUGUGUGUGCAGUUUUGGAUCUUUAUUGGUAGCCAGUCUUUCACUUCUGCCUCUCCACUCCCAUGCCUUUCUUGGUCGGACCAACCCAACCGGCGAUUUCCGACAAGUCUUUCUGCUUAGAGCAAGAAGAGGAACCAAAAUAAAGCUUUCUUUAUUUUCAUUUAUGGAUAACCAAUCCAUUUUCCAAUAUAGUUGGGAGAUUUUACCCAAGAAAUGGGUACAUAAAAUGAAAAGAUCGGAACAUGGGAAUAGAUCUUAUACCAAUACUGACUACCCAUUUCCAUUGUUGUGCUUUCUAAAAUGGCAUACCUAUACAAGGGUUCAAGUUUCGAUCGAUAUUUGCGGAGUGGAUCAUCCCUCUCGAAAACGAAGAUUUGAAGUUGUCCAUAAUUUACUGAGUACUCGGUAUAACUCACGCAUUCGUGUACAAACAAGUGCAGACGAAGUAACACGAAUAUCUCCGGUAGUCAGUCUAUUUCCAUCAGCCGGCCGGUGGGAGCGAGAAGUAUGGGAUAUGUCUGGUGUUUCUUCCAUCAAUCAUCCGGAUUUACGCCGUAUAUCAACAGAUUAUGGUUUCGAGGGUCAUCCAUUACGAAAAGACUUUCCUCUGAGUGGAUAUGUGGAAGUACGCUAUGAUGAUCCAGAGAAACGUGUGGUUUCUGAACCCAUUGAGAUGACCCAAGAAUUUCGCUAUUUCGAUUUUGCUAGUCCUUGGGAACAGCGUAGCGACGGAUAAUUCCGAAUCUACAUAGGUCUAGUCCAGGGGACAAAUCAAUAGGAAAUGCUAUUU